Molecule: messenger RNA, 2058 nt
Organism: Opisthocomus hoazin
Lineage: Eukaryota; Metazoa; Chordata; Aves; Opisthocomiformes; Opisthocomidae
Gene: GOLIM4
Product: golgi integral membrane protein 4
Cellular component (GO): Golgi membrane; Golgi apparatus
Source: RefSeq, a predicted model, not a curated record
AUGCUGCUGCUCCAGGUAGCCAACCGCUUCAGCCAAACGGCCCGUGUGAAAUGUCGGAACCUGCCCAACACAGAUAGUGAAAAGAUGCUGAGGAAGGCGGAGGCCACGGCCGUCAAGUACCAGCAGCACCAGGAGUCCCUCUCGGCUCAGCUACAAGUUGUAUAUGAGCACAGGUCAAGAUUAGAAAAGUCCUUACAAAAGGAAAGGCUUGAACACAAGAAAGCAAAAGAAGAUUUUCUUGUUUACAAACUAGAAGCACAGGAAACGCUAAAUAAAGGAAGGCAAGACUCCAACAGCCGAUACAGCGCGCUGAGUGUACAGCACCAGAUGCUGAAGAGUCAACAUGAAGAACUAAAGAAACAGCAUGCUGACCUUGAGGAAGAUCACCGAAAACAAGGAGAAGAGUUUAGCAGAACGUUCAGUGAUCACAAGGAGCGAUACUUACAGCUGCAGCAGGAGAAGGAGCAGGAGAUCUCCAAGCUGAAGGAAUCCCUGUAUAACUUACGGGAGGAGAACAGACAGUUGCGAAAAGCUCACCAGGACAUUCACACCCAGCUACAGGAUGUCAAGCAACAGCAUAAGAACUUACUCUCCCAGCACAACCAGCUUGUAGUGACUUUGGAAGACCACAAGAGUGCACUGGCUGCUGCGCAGUCCCAGGUGGAGGAAUACAAACAGUUGAAGGACACACUCAACAAAAUGCCAAGUUUCCGACAGCCUGAGAAGUUAGAACGACCAGACGAGCGACCGGAGGUGCGAGCACCGUCUCCCCACAGCGACCUCCCAACGCGCCGUGAAGCUGGGGGUGCGGAGCAUGAGGAGAAUGAGAAGCCAAGAGACAGAGAAGAAAUAAAUACCCAAGAACAAGAGGACAGAGCUGAGCCUUUUCAUCCGCAGAGAAGGGCUAAUGAGCAUGCCAAAGAGCUAAAUAUUCAGGAGCAACAAGAAGCUGGAGAGGAUGAUGAGCAACGUGUUGAUCAAGUUGAAGAGGAACGCAAAAAAGAACUUGAAGAGGAAGAAAUGGAGCAGGCAGGUCAGCCUGAGCACUUAGAGGAGGAACAGGAUCAAGUACCAGAAGAGCAGGAGUGGAAAAAACAGGAACAGAGGGAAGAAGAAACCAACAUGUUGGGUGAUCAUCUUCAUUCAGAGAUAACAUCAACAAAAGCUGUAACAAAAAGACAUAAGGCAGCGUAUGAGCAACAGCUAGAGCAGCAACGUCUUGCAGCCCGAAGAGCAGAGGAAGCCGAUCAGCUACGAGAACAUCAGGAAUCGCUACGUCAGCAAAGACUGCGAGGACAGCUACUACGAGAGCAGCAGCUUCAGGACAAAGAGCUUCAGCUGCAGAAACAGGCAGAACAAGGAGAAAAACUCUAUAAAAACAGGCUAAGCCAACGGACUCAUUAUGAUAACAUGGAUCAUGAUAUUGUACAAGGGGAAGAAGAGCAAGGUGUUCAGGAAGAGGAAGGGGGUUAUGAACGUGACAACCAGCACCAGGAUGAAGGUGAAGAUGAUGAUCAAAAUAAUGCAAAUGAACAGCAAGAACCAGAGCAUCAAGUAGAAAAUCAGCGGGCUGAUGAAUCCAAGGCAGCCAUGGAAGAUGUGAAUCCUGCUGAUGAUCCCAACAAUCAGGGAGAAGAUGAAUUUGAGGAAGCCGAGCAAGAGAGGGAGGAAAACCUACCAGACGAAAAUGAAAAGCAGAAGCAAACCAGUGAGAAGCAAGGACAUCCAGGAGUGGAAGAGCACCUCGUGAUGGCAGGAAAUCCAGACCAGCAGGAAGAUAAUGUGGAUGAACAAUACCAGGAAGAGGGAGAAGAAGAGAUCCAGGAAGAUUUGACAGAAGAGAAGAAACGAGAACUGGAACGCAACGCUGAAGAGCCGUAUGGUGAAAACGACGAAAAUGCAGAUGAGAAGAAUAACAGAGGGGCAGAUCAAGAGCAAGAAGUGCAAGAAGAGAACAACCAGAAAGAAGUUCAUGAAGAAAAUUAUGAGGAGGAAGAGGAGGAGGAGGAAGAAGGCAGAGCUGUUGCAGCGAAAACUCAUAGACGAGGGGAGAUGUAG